Xyrauchen texanus (razorback sucker) is the source of this 732-nucleotide messenger RNA. RefSeq names its product cerebellin-2-like. Gene Ontology annotation, molecular function: protein binding. The record is from RefSeq and is a predicted model, not a curated record. Bases 1 to 732 code for a protein of 243 amino acids. The transcript has 3 exons. NCBI's taxonomy places the organism in Eukaryota, Metazoa, Chordata, Actinopteri, Cypriniformes, Catostomidae.
AUGAAGGCAAUGCUAGUUGUUUUUGUGCUUCUGUCCAGAAGCCCGAUAUUCGCUCAGGAUACCAGAGGUUUGAACUUCAACAUAACAGGACCGGUUGUUUCUGAAUCUGGUAAAACGGACACCUCUCUUCAGAAUGAGGUCAAAGAACUGACUUGUCCCUUUAACCUGUGUGCUGCACUGCUGAAGGAACAGGGGGCAACUGAGGAAAAAUUGAAGGCAACAGAGACACGACUGGUGUUACUUGAAACCAGUCUACAAGAGCUGAUGACCAGACUUGCGAUUAGUGAAGGACAGAUUGAGCAACUCAAAAUUGUAAACAGAGACAAACCAAAAGUUGCAUUUUCAGCAGCAGUAGGAGGACAUGGCUACACUGGACCAUUUGACACAAAUACAACUUUGGUUUACAAGAAUGUCUUCAUUAAUAUUGGUGGUGCUUACAACCGUGCUACAGGUAUUUUUGCAGCACCGGUAAAAGGAGUGUACUAUUUCAGUAUCUUCUAUCAUUCUGGAGUUCAGUAUGCAACAACAUUAUCCAUGUAUAGAAAUGGACAGCUAGCAGCAACAACACAUCAUGAUAAGGGAGCAGGUGUUCAAGAGAACGGAGGCGUCGGACUCACGCUUCUGUUAGAGAGAGGGGAGCAUGUCUAUAUUAUGCUCUGGGCAAAUACACGGAUCUGGGAUGGAGUAAAUAUCAACACUGUAUUCACUGGCUUUCUUGUAAAUGAAUUGUAA